This is a messenger RNA of Vicia faba (fava bean), 2145 nucleotides long. Lineage: Eukaryota; Viridiplantae; Streptophyta; Magnoliopsida; Fabales; Fabaceae. The record is from the annotation of a GenBank genome assembly.
AUGCAUAUAGGUCAAACGAAAACAGCUUCAGUAAAAUGUCUGAUCAACAGCAUUUCUCGAUUCGUUCUUUUGGUUUCUUGCCAAACAGUGAAACCUAUACCCUUCCAGAAGAUCUGCAACAAUAUGGUCGGCGUGUUAAAGCGUUUGAAGCCAGUGCUCGAUGACAUUAUGGAUUACAAUAUUCCUUUUCAUGAAAAUUUAUGUAUAGUAUGCGAAGAAUUGGAUAUACGGGUUAACGAAGCAAGAGAUUUCAUUGAAAAAUGGAGUCCUAAGAUGAGCAAGAUUCACAGUGUUCUACGAAGUGGAACAUUGUUGAUCACGAUACAGAACACUUCACUUGACAUUUGUCACAUGAUUGUUAAAUCGUUACAGUCACCUCCAUCUGCAUCGGUUUUGGCUAACCUCCAGCACUAUAUCGAAGAACUUCAGUGUCUCAAGAAGGAAACGACAAUGGUCUAUAUAGAAAAGGAACUGGGAAACCGAAAUAUUGAACCUUGCAAUGAGAAUCUAAAAGAAAUUAUAGAGUUACUUAACUUGACAUCGAACCAGGAGCUUUUGAAAGAAACUAUUGCUGUGGAGAAAGAAAGAUUGAUCGCUGAAGAACACAAAAUGAAAGGAAACAUGGAAGAAAUCAAUGAAGUUGUGAACCUUGUCCGCAACUUACGUGAUUAUGUGGUUAAAACCGAGUGCUUUGCAGUUGAAAGCGAUGUUUCUUUCCCUCCAUACUUUCGCUGUCCUUUAUCAUUGGAACUCAUGUUGGAUCCUGUUAUUGUGGCUUCGGGUCAAACAUACGAGAGGCAAUCCAUUCAAAAGUGGCUUGAUCACGGGCUGACUGUUUGUCCGAAGACUCGUCAAAGACUGGCUCAUACGAAGCUCAUUCCCAAUUAUACCGUCAAAGCUAUGAUAGCAACUUGGUCUGAGGAAAAUAACACCAAUCGUAUGAGUAACUUUGAGCAUAAUACUGGAAAUGUAUUUGAAGAACAAAAGGGUGAUAAUUCUUUCGGAUCACAUGUAGAAAUCGAAAAGUGGGAGCUACAAUCCCCAUAUAUUCACAGCAGAAGUGAAUCAUUUUCAAGUUCGAUUUCUAGUAGUGAUUGUCUACUCGCAGUUUCAAAAGAUGUGUCAAGGAUGUCUGAUAAGCAUCAAAAUGUGAAGUUGUCGUCCGUAGAUCCAGGAGGGAUGGAAAAUGGGAGAAAUAGUAACAGUAAUACUAAUAGUUAUUUAAGAGUUGAUUCUCAUUUUGUGUCGAACUCCGAAUUGAGUGAAUUGACUACUUCAUCUCAUGUCAAUCAAUUGAUCAAAGACCUCCAAAGCCAAUCAACUGAAGCGCAAACUGCUGCCGCAGAAGAAUUGAGGCUCCUUACAAAGCAUAACACAGAAAACCGUAUCAUUGUAGGGCAAUGUGGGGCUGUGACACAUUUACUUUCACUGCUAUAUUCAAACGGGAAAGUAACACAAGAGCAUGCCGUUACAGCACUGCUGAAUUUGUCGAUUAAUGAAAACAACAAGGCCUUGAUUAUGGAAGCAGGAGCUAUAGAGCCCCUUAUCCAUGUUUUAAAGACAGGAAACGACGGUGCCAAGGAGAAUUCUGCAGCAGCGCUAUUCAGCCUAUCUGUAAUGGAAAACGGUAAAGCGAAAAUCGGCCGUUCUGGUGCAGUUAAAGCUUUGGUGGAACUUCUUGCCUCCGGAACAGUUAGAGGAAAGAAAGAUGCUGCUACUGCUUUAUAUAACCUGUCAAUAUUUCACGAUAAUAAGGCUCGCAUAGUUCAAGCUGGAGCUGUGCCAUUUCUGGUUCGGUUAACAGAUCCUGCUGACGGAAUGGUUGACAAGGCUGUUGCUCUUCUGUCAAACCUGUCGACGAUUUCCGAAGGAAGGUUGGAAAUUACAAGAGAAGGUGGAAUUCCUUCGUUAGUUGAAAUCGUUGAAUCGGGUUCUCAGCGGGGAAAGGAAAAUGCUGCUUCCAUUCUCCUACAGUUAUGCCUUCAUAGUUCAAGGUUUUGUACACUUGUUUUACAAGAAGGAGCUGUACCUCCUCUAGUUGCAUUAUCUCAAUCUGGAACACCAAGAGCAAAGGAAAAGGCACAACAACUUCUCAGCCAUUUUCGUAAUCAGCGGGAAGGAGCUAAGACCAAGGGAAAAUCAUGA